Molecule: messenger RNA, 10857 nt
Organism: Chenopodium quinoa (quinoa)
Lineage: Eukaryota; Viridiplantae; Streptophyta; Magnoliopsida; Caryophyllales; Amaranthaceae
Product: wall-associated receptor kinase-like 8
Exons: 3
Coding region: 8386-10824 (812 amino acids)
Biological process (GO): cell surface receptor signaling pathway; protein phosphorylation
Cellular component (GO): plasma membrane
Molecular function (GO): ATP binding; protein serine/threonine kinase activity; calcium ion binding
Source: RefSeq, a predicted model, not a curated record
UUGAUUGUGAAUUGAUUGACUCAUUUUAAAUAUGAGCUGAAGCAAUAUGCAAAACACCCUUAGAAGAUGUUAAGAGGCAUGAUACAUUUUUAGUAAAUACGAAGUAUUGAUUUAAGUCAUCAAUAACACACUUUUUGGGCAUAAAAAAAAACCCUUAAAUAAGCUCAUAUAUAUAUAUAUAUUGUUGUAUAGUUGUAUUGUAUGAUACUUGUUUACAUUAUGAUAUACAGUAUGCCACUGUGCAAAAUUUAAACAGAGCAAAUAAUUGAUGACUGAUAGUAAAAGAGGGAAGAUAAAAAAAAAAAAAAAAAGGCACUAUGCCACUCUAAAACUGUAGGAAAUAAUUUUUCAACUCAUUUCUUUGAAAACAGAAAAGUAAAAAAAAAAAAAGAAAAAAAGAAAAGAAAAGAGAGAGAAAGAAAAAGAAAAAAAAAAAAAGAAGAAAAGAACAUUUAGAGUUUGCAGAUUCAAAAGAAGGGGGAACUUUAGAGGCACCAUGAAUGCCCUGAGUACUCUUUGGUUAUGAGAGAAAAAGGGUUGGUAACUUGGUAAGUGGAAUUGAGAGGAAUCUGAUUCUGAGACUGAGGGUGCAAAGAUGACAAAGCUGGCAACCAUUGCAUCUCAUCCCUAUUUCUCGUCAUUGGCGGCAUGAUGUCUCACCUUACCAUGUAUGCAUACACCCACCUUUGGCCUUGAUGUUACCAUGUUGCUGCUGACCAGCUCUGUAAGUCUCUCUUCUUUUAUCAUUUUUAUGUUCAAAUAUUCACUCAUGAGUUCAGGGUGUUGAAGUUCUUUAUCAAUCUGCAUGUAAAUUUGCUAAAAUUACUACUUCCUCCGUUCCCCUAAUAUUGCAACAAUUACCAUUUUAGAAAGUUUCACAAAUAUUGCAACAUUACUAUAUAUAUGCACAUGCUCUCUCUUUCUCUCUCUCUCUCCUCAUCACAUGGGUCCCUAUCUUUAUUAUUCUCAUCUUAAAUUCCCCUUGUUGGAGUAUUAGGGCAGCAGAGGAGGUAUAAAGGAUAAACUUUAGAUUUAGCCGAAGGGUCAUGAGCUCCUGACUCUGCUAUUUGUACCAGGUGUAUUUCGUAUCCCAAACCCGUGAUACCACCAUUGUUGGAAUUGACUGUUUUGGUUCUUCAUUCUUGUCUCAAUGAGUGAUUGUAUUGUCAGUAUAUGUUAUGUUUUAAUUGAUUGGCUAAGUUUCAGAGGGAGCUUAUUUCAUGAUAUGUAUUUUCCCAUGUGGCUUAAGAAGAAUAGGUAAUUCGAGUAAAGGUAAAUCCAACCCUAAGGUUGUGUUGGUUUAACUUCUUUGAUCUGAAAUUAUCUUAUGAGAACUUAUUUUAUUUGAACUUUUUUUUUGUGUGGAAAAAAACUUCUUUUGUCUGAAAUUGUUUUAUUUGUGUGUGAUUUUGUCUCAAUUUAUUUAAGUAUUUUUCCUAAACCUAUUUUAGCUAGACUUAUUUGAAUUUAUCUGAACUUAUUUUUAACUUAUCUAAAAUAUUUAUCUGUAAUAAGUCAGAAUAAGUUAAGAUAAGAUGAAACAAACUAACAAACCUUAAUCUAUCUAUAAUCUUGUAAAGUUGUAGCAGUGAAAAAGCUCCAAACUACUGCUCAUAAUGAACAGUAAAAUGACCCUGACUGCCCCUCAUCCCGAAACGUGGUCCUCAGUGGGAUUAUGCUUUUGUCCCUUUAGCUGUUUAGCAUGCUACUUGCUUCCCUUCUUUUCCUUUCAUUUUCCCCUCGUUUCUACAGUUUCAUGGCUCCCUCUCAAACACAAUUCUUCUCUAUCCUCACUCUAGAAAGUCCCAAUUUUGUAUAAUAGCUGGGCUCUCUCAAAGUUUCUUAGUAUUCUGUAUUACGAUGUACCUUCAUCAAAGCGUACUAUGAGUUCUCCAGUAAAGCGGCUUCUGAGCUUUGUCUCCUCCAUUAGACCAGGUUCUGAGGUAAUAUGUUUUUUAUUACUCAUCGAAUUCGAAUCAAUUUCCCUUGGGUUUAGUGACUUUAGUCUCACAGUUUCGUUAGUUUAAUUCAGUAUGGUCAAUGUAGGGCUCUUCUAAGGUGGAUCAUAGAACAAUUGGUUGUAAUUAUUGGCGCCAUGAAAGAUUUUAACGAGCUAUUUUGUUGCUGUGAUUUUGAUUAGUUAAAAUAUCUUACCAAUUUUGGCAACGGGUUUUAUUUAGUGCAAUUAGAUGAUGAGGCGGUAAAACACCAGCUUUGGUUGGCAAUACUGGUGAAUUUAACAAAUUUUUUCCAGGUUUAUGCAUUUCUUUUUUUUUGAAAUAUAUGUUUCGGUCAGAUUUUUGUGGGUAUGGUGUUAUGUUGGGUUGAUUUGUUUUAAAUUUUCAGUUUUCUGCGGGAGUUCUGUUUUUUCUUUGAUCAUCAAACAAAAUUGCACUUUCUAACUAUAAUCAAAAUACUUUAAUUCAAUUAGUGUUGCUAUUAAUUUUAAUAAAUAAAUUUUACUACCCUGGGCUAUCCUACGCCGCAACUAGUAUGUAAUAUGAACUACUCCGUAUGUUAGCAACUACGACCAAUAAUUUAAUCAAGAAUCCAAACCAAAGUUUGGGACUUUGGGUUUGAAAUUUUAGAUUAGUACUGACUAGCUGACUUGCCUAAAUCCUGUUCACAUGUAUAUCCACUGGGAACUACUUGUGUAAUUAGAACAAUGUUGUUGAAAGUGUUUGAGUGGUUCUAGUUGUAUCUUUUUAUAGAUAAAAAGGCAAUCUGUUCAUCUGUACCUCUAGAAGAAAUAAGUCUGACAUCAUGGUUUCUUUUCCAUUCCAUACAGAGAACUCUCAAUUAUUUCUUAUUGUAUAGUGGAUUCUCGAUUCUUACAGAAAGCUAGUUGCUGUUGCAGGAUGCAAACCUUUCAGAAUUCUGACAAGAAGAGAUUUCUUACUUUGAAAGAAGUUUCAGCAGUGACAGAAACUUUUUUCUUGAGUAUAGCAGCAACAUUUUGAAAACUGAGCAGUAUAUGACUGAAACAAGUUCAAAUAUUUAUGGUAGCUCUGCUAGUCUAGCAUGCCUUAUUGGGAAACCACCUUUCUAUCCAGCUGGAUUGUCUCUAUUGUUUGGAACAAGAUGACAAAGGGAGAAAUUGAAGGCUUAGUUUUGAGUUUUUGACAUUUCCAGGUAAUAUAGUGAAGGUAUGCAUUUAUUUUUCUACUUUGCUUAUGCACCUUUUUCAAUCAGCAGCUCAAAACUUUCAAGUUCAGUUUAUCUGGUCUGUCUUGAUUUUAUUCUUCUUUUAGAAUGUCAAGUUCUGCUGAAGUGCCUUUCUUGUUUAACGCCUAUCCUAGAUGAUGCAUCAUCGUACAACUUGGUAAACAUGUCGAUGCUUGUACUUGAAGAUUAUUCUAUGCAAUUUUAUUCCUCACUAUGUUUAUGAAAUUGCUAUUUUUAGGAGAUGAGAUGUUAAUAUUAAAAUAUACUUAAAGUUUUCUUUAUCUCUUAUUUUACCCUCAAAUCCUCAAAUCUUGUUCAUUGGAAACCCUUGUGUUUAGAAUUUCCUUUUAUUUACAGAUCUAUCUUCAUUCUUAUCUAUACUUUAGUCUAUAAUAACACAAACCACAUAUGACAUGUGUCACCCUUCCCUUUCUGUGUCCAAAUAAGUUUCCCAUUCUCAUAACAUGUUUGUCAUCAAAUAAAGCUUCUAUUUCUCAUAUUGAGUUGGGUCUGAAUAAUUAAAAAAAACCUUAAACAACCCACUAAUUUUUAUUUUUAUUAACUGUUAUUAUUUAUUAAACAAAUCCCAAAUUUUUAUCAUCAGAUAUUAAUUAAAUAAUAUUAACCUAUAUGCACUAACUUCAUAUAUUAUUCACCUUUAAUCAGCAAAACCCUAUUACAAUUUCUCUCCUGAGGUUGCUUUGAUGCACAACUUCUGGCUAUUUCUUUCCAUAUGAGAAUAGCUGUUAGCUAUUGAGACUGGUUUAGUCUCCUCAGAUAGGUCUCAUCUAAAGUGCUAGAAAAUUAAGCCUUUUAAGUUAAUGUGUAUCAAAUUAUCAAUUUUGUAGUUGGAAGAACUGAAAGCUGCAAAGGAGAUGGCUAUCUCAAGAUUGUCAGUCCUGCAUUUUACAUAGCUAAUCUGCUGACAAAGCUUGGAGCCUUGGACAUUACGGGUCUUUUUUGUCACAUUAUUUUCACUUAUUUCAGAUAAGUUCAGUUAAGAAAAAAUAAGUUCUGAUAAGGGUUACCCAAGUACAAAUACAACCAAAAUAAUUUUUAAUAAGGUCUAAUAAGUUCAAAUAAGUUCAGAUAAGAUCAGAUAGGUUAAGAUAAGUGAAAAUCAGGUGAAUAGAACACACCCUACUACUGGUUGUUAUUUAAGGUAAGGUAAUUAUGUACUAUUUAGUUGUUUUGUGUUAUCCAUCUGCUACCAGAUGUAUGAACAAGUAAAAGUUGUGCAACUCACAGAAAUGACCAAUGAAUUUUUAAUCAUUAAGUUGUGCUAUUAUUGCUAGACAUCUAUUCCGGAUUUCCUUAAUACCUUGUCUUUUUUCCUUUAAUCUGGAACGAAUGCUCCUUUUACUUCCUUCAUCUCCUCUAUGCUUUCCUUUUUUCUUGGUUUGACAAAUAUCUUUAGUUCUUUAUAAUUUUAUAUUGAAGAAUUGUCAAAAUGUUUUGUGAUAUGACUGCUGUUUUUUUCUUUAUCUUUGUACUCAGAUAUUGGCACUAAUUGUGAUCCGGUUAACAUUGGAAAUUAUUGUUGUUUUUAAGAUCAGAACUCAGAAGACAAUAUGAGAUUGAUUCAAAUCCUGUCAACAUGCACGAGAGUCAUUAUGUUCUUAAUAAGAUGUGCCAUUGUUUAUUUUUUUGACAUUGGUUAAUAGCUUACCUUUUGAGCAUUGGAAUUCUUGUUUUUUUUUUUCCCCGAUGCAAACUUGGUAAUUAGUCGAUGACUAAUUUGAUGUUUGCUAAUAUGGAUUUUGAUGAUGAACUUCAUGCUUUGUUUAUUUAUCUAUUUAUUUAUUUUGAAUGGUCAUCUCUACCUAGUAAACGAGAGAUUGCUGUAGCUUCCAUUAGCAGCUUUCAUGGAAAGUAAAAGUUGAAACUUCAUGAUGUUAGCCAUGUGGAUUUGAAUGGAAUCGUUUGUUGAAAAAAGUUUGAAAAUCAUUGAUUGGAGCCUAUAUCACUUAGGGUAGAUACAUAAUUUAAGAACAAGUUAAGAUCAUACAGGAAUAGGGCAAAUGAAAUGAUGAGGAUAGUUAAACAAAGAGCCAAAUAGAGGUAGUGUCACUACUUACUAGUGUGUUGGGAGUUGGGAUUUUGGCAAGAAGGAACAUUACAUGUGGGAAUGUCUUAACUACUUUUUUGGAAUAUUUGUAUGAGGAUUCGAUUUGAUGCUGAUGGUCUUGUUGAAUCAUAGGCUAUAGAGCUUCAUUUAAUUCUUCACUGUAAGCGAUAUUAUUGAGGUGUUAUUUCAGAACUUUGAGUCUAGAAAACCAAGAAAGAAUUUACAUUUUGACGAUAAGUUGUUCUUGUCUAGGAGAAGGGUGAUGAGAGUACCAAGAUGGCUUAUUGGAGUUUAAUCAUGUCUAAGUCUACCCGUCUAUGUAUCAAUCAAUCAAUCAAAGCCUUAAUCCCAUAAGUGGGGUCGGCUAACAUGAACCAAAUUUGAUUAUUCCGUGUAGUCAUCGACAUAAAUCUUCUUCCUCCAUCCCUUACGAUCCAAUGCUUCAUCCUCAUGCACAUCCAUACACUUCAUAUCCUUCCUAACUCCUUCCAACCAAGUCAUUUUCGGUCUCCUUCUCCCUCGGUUAACCCCUCCAUGGUCCCACUCUUCCACUCUUCGCACCGGUGCACCCUCAGGUCUUUGUCUUACAUGCCCAAACCAACGCAGGCGAUUUUCCCUUAGUCUAUCUGCAAUGCCUGCCACACUUACUUUCUUGCGAAUAACCUCAUUUUUGAUUCUAUCUCUUAGAGUGUUCCCACACAUCUACCUUAACAUGCGCAUUUCUGCAACCUCCAUCUUUUUAAUGUGACUCUAUUCGAUAAGGUCAACCACAAGGUUGUGUUUAAGGAUAUAUUCUGGGCAUUCUAAUAAAGUAGUCUAUGGUUAUGGUUUACGAGGUGAGAAAGGAAUGCUUACACUAUUGCAAUCUUCAGUGUCAGUGGAUGUGGUGAUAUUAUGAUUGGCUGUGGUGUAUGAGUAUGGGUAGUGGUGGUUAUGGACCUUAUGGUAGUACUAGGAAUUUGUAUGGUGGCGUUGGAAGGUAAUGAGGUCGAACACUGGUUUUUCCUUUUCUUUUUCUUUUAUUUUUUUCAAAAAAAAGGUUCAUUAGAGUCCCAUCUAGGAGUUAGUUUAAAUAUUCCUCAAACCAGUGGCUAUCAAUCAAUCAAAGCCUUAAUCCCAUAAGUGGGGUUGGCAAACCAGUGGCUAUGCAGAUUAUUUUUUUUACUUUGGCACACAGUUUUUGAUGUCAAAUUAAGUGUUUGAGAGAAAGUGAUUAUUGGCCAUUUAACUGUCAUAUUAAUUUAGUUUGGUUGUAAGAUGCUGUAAAAUUAUGGGCCCAGACGUCAAGAAAUCUUUUGAUAUUGUUUAGAUUGAAGCUUUUGGUGUUUUCUUAGUUAUAUGAGGAAACGAUCUUUUCUUCUGCUUUCCUCGAAUGUGGUAGUCGGUAUGUACUGCAUACUUUAUUGUCAGUAUAAGUUCUUUGUUUCUAUUGAAUGGAAAUUUAAUUAACAGCUUUAUAUAACUAAAAUUUACAGUUUUAAAUAUCUAAAAAACUACUUAUUAACUUGAAUUUGUAGUCUGAUCAUUGAUAUAUUUUUCUUGUGUAUACUUGAAAUUAAUAAUUGGCUGGAGCAGGUUAAUUUUUAUAAGAGGUGUUAAUAUUUUGGGCAUGUUUAAUGCUAGAAACUGGCAGAUGUAGGGGAAGGGAGACCAAGAUCUGUAGUUGGUAGUUCCUAUUGCAUUAAUCUACAGUAUGUAAUUUUCAGUAAUUUUUGGUUUGUAAAAAAAUAAAAAAAAGGACAGGAGAUUAAGCGAAGAUUUAAAAAAAAAAAGUUUCAAGUGGAGUGUUACAUGAUUGGUCAAGGAGGUCAUGGUACUGGACUACUGUCUACAAAUGUGUAUUGGCAGAUGGAAGAGUUGCAGCAGUUAAAAUGUCAAAGAAAGUUGACCACCAACUGGUGAUCUUCACAGGCAAGGUGGCUAUUCUAUCUCAAUUCAAUCAUAGGAAUGUGGUUAAACUGAUUGGAUGUUAAAUGGAGACUGAAAUACCGCUACUUGUUUUUUUUUGGAGUUCAUCCCAAAAGGAUCAUUUGCUCAUCAUAUACACAGUGACAUUGAAUUGUUUUCAUUUCAUGGAAAGCACAAUUUGCUGCAGAAUUUAUAGGAGCUAUUGCAUACCUUCAUUCAUUCUCAUUUACCUCUAUUUAUCAUUCAGAUAUCAAGUCCUUUAAUAUUCUCUGCUUAAUGAAAAAGUGAUGCUUAUAGCUUUGCUGUAGUUCUUAUUGACUUCUGGACGAGCAAGAAGCCACUUGAUGCUGAUGAAAACACAAGUUUGGUGAAAUUUUAUUUUUUGGAGAACUUUUUUUAUUCAAUAAUGUGCUUUAAUUUUCUCAAUUCUUUAUUCUUUAUGUAGUGAAUUAAUUUUCUGGUCUUUGAAUUAGUGAUACAGACCUCAAGUUUCUGAUACUUCGUAAUUUAGUCAUUUUAGUGACAGACUUGGUGACUUAUCAACUCAAAAUUAAACAUGCAAAAUAAAAAUGUAUUUGAGUAUGCACAGAUACAACUAUACAAGUAUUGAAGUAGAUAAGAAAAAUGAUUAUGAGAAAAAGCAAGUAAUUUAGUAAUAGGCGAAGACAGGCUGAAAAGGGAUCUGGUAUGGUUAUUGCUUGAAGAGGAGCAGCUUGUCUGGUGGCGGCUGAGGUGGUGGUAUGGUGGGGUACGAGUCUACAGAAGGGGCAGGUAGGUUGUUGUAUGGCUACGGGUGGUAGUAGUGGGCUAGUGGGAGGGGUAGGAGAGAGACAAUGGAAGAAUAGUAUGGACAAUUGAAUAGAGUGAAAUUCUACCUGUUUAACAAGUAGUGUUUGAAACCAAUAUGGAAAUUUGGGACGAAGACCCUAAAAUUUGGGUUAAUUAAAAAUUAGGUCAAACUUGGUACUUCUUCUGAGAACAAGUGGAAAAAUGGUAAAGUACUCUGUAUACUGGAACAAUGGGAUUAGUGUUAUUAAAAGAUUAAGAACGAUGAGUCGGUGACUGUCUGGUAGUUUCCUUACUCUUGCCUAUGACUACAAUGAUUCCUUUGUAGUCCUUUAGGUGUUCAUUUUUGACCAGAAGGAUAUAAAAUAAUGACUACAUGCAGAAUAAAAUACUGAGCACUUGGCAAAUUGCACUAAAAAAAAAUAGCGAAGUAAAAGUAGUGAUAGUUUGGAGUAAAUAUGAUACUUUGGAUACAUUUUGCAUUUAUUUUGUACAUCCCUUGCAAGCUUUGUGUACUGAAUUAUACUUUCACAAACAUGCUUCCACCAUGGCCUCUGCUCUCUUUCUUGUUUAUAAUGUCUACCACAAUCACCACAAAUACUUCUGUAGCACCAGCCAAUAUGCUUACUGCUGUAAAUAUCAACAAACCUGGUUGCCCACGGAAAUGUGGUAACUUAACGGUCCCUUACCCAUUUGGUUUUGGUACGGGAACAGGGAGAAGUUUAUGCUCUCUGGGUUUUUGGUUUGACAUAAAGUGCGACACCUCCUACAGCCCCCCAAAAGCGUUCUUUAUGAUGGGUUCAGGUGAUACUCAACCUGAAAUCUUAUAUAUCUCAGAGACACAAAUGAUGCUCCGGAAUUUUCAGAUAGCUUCAAGGUGUUAUGAUGCCAAGGGGAAGGUAAUCUCUGACACACCGUCUUCUUAUGAUCUUAUUGGUUCUCCCUUUACUUUCUCAUACACUGGAAACAAACUCACAGUCAUUGGCUGUGAUGAUUACGCAUUGAUCACCUAUUCUGCUGGGACUGUCUCAGAGGGCUAUAAAUACGAUUACAAUGUUGGUUGCCUUGCCUUAUGUUCUAACCCAAAUGAGGUGAUUCAUGGCUCUUGUUCAGGAAUUGGUUGUUGUCAAACUUCUAUCCCUAACGGUUUGCAAUCUUUCAUGAUUACUCUUUCAAGCUUGAAUAAUCACAGCAGUUCAGGAGUCUCAUCAUUUCAGCCUUGUGGUUAUGCAUUUCUUGCUGGGAAUGACAGCUUUAGAUUUUCUGGGGCAGCAGAUCUCUCUGGCAAAGUAGUGGUAAACAGGACAACUAAUGAAGUUCCUAUGGUGCUUGAUUGGUCUGUUGGAGAUUUUAACUCAAUUUCUGGAAAUAGGGCUUCAUGUAAUGAAGCAAAGAAAAAUUUAACCACUUAUGCUUGUCAAACAAAUACUCACUGUGUUGAUUUUGGCGGAGGAGGAUAUCAUUGUCAGUGUCUCUCAGGUUAUGAAGGAAAUCCUUAUCUCAAACCAGGGUGCACGGAUGUUGAUGAGUGUGCUCAGGGUUCAAGUAAUCCAUGUAGCAUGGUAUGUGUCAACACCCAUGGAAGUUACAAAUGCUCUUGCCCUGAUGGAUAUUAUGGUGAUGGGUUGAAAGCUGGAACACGUUGCACAAAGAUGAUCAAUAACAGUACAUCGUCCCUGAAAAAAAUCACUUUUGGACUGGGAGUAGCCUUGGGAUCGAUUUUUCUGUUUCUUGUUGGUUGGUGGUUAUACUCAGUGAUGAAAAGAAGAAAUGCUGUUAAGCAAAGAGCUAAAUACUUUGUUAGAAAUGGCGGCUUAUUGCUGCAGCAACAUGUAUCUUCUGACGAAGGAGUUGUGGAGCGAAUAAAAAUCUUCACUGCUGAUGAACUGGAGAAAGCCACUGACCAUUUUAAUGAGGAUAGAAUACUUGGACGAGGAGGACAAGGCAUUGUGUAUAAGGGAAUGCUUGGUGAAGGAAAGAUUGUUGCCGUAAAGAAAUCUAAGGUAUUAGAUGAAAGCCAAUUGGGAGAAUUCAUCAAUGAAGUGGUUAUCUUGUCUCUAGUUAAUCAUAGGAAUAUAGUGAAGCUAUUAGGAUGUUGCUUGGAGACAGAAGUUCCAUUACUAGUUUAUGAGUUUAUCCCUAAUGGAAGCCUUUUCCAUCACAUUCAUUAUCCAAAUGAAGAUUUCCUUAUCACGUGGAGAAUGCGAUUACAAAUUGCCAUUGAUUCAGCUGGAGCACUUGCUUACUUGCAUUCUUCCUCUUCAACUCCUAUAUUUCACAGAGAUAUCAAGUCUUCCAACAUUCUAUUGGACGAAAAAUACAGAGCUAAGCUAUCAGACUUUGGGACUUCAAGAUCUGUGGCUAUAGAUCAAACCCAUGUAACAACUCGCGUCAUGGGAACAUUUGGUUAUUUAGAUCCAGAGUACUUUCAGUCAAGCCAGUUUACUGAAAAGAGCGAUGUUUACAGUUUUGGAGUGGUCUUGGUAGAGCUUUUAACAGGGCAGAAAGCAAUUCGUUCAACUCAAGAAAAUAAAAGUUUGACAUCUUGGUUUCUUUCCCAUAUGGAAAAUUCCCAAUGGCUUGAUAUUCUGGAUCCUCAAGUACUACAAGAGGGUGCAAAAGAAGAGUUACUAGCUUUGGCAAACCUUGCAAAACAAUGCUUAGACUUGGACGGGAAGAUAAGACCGACCAUGAAAGAAGCUCUCCAAGAGAUUGAGGCAGCCAGAUCCCUUCAUUUAUCUCGAAUAAAUCACCAAGAUGUGUUGGAAACUCAACCGAGCAUCACUACAACAGCUAGGAGACGUACCUGUGAUGGCUCUGCAUAUUCUAGAAUGUCUAAUCUGGAAAACCGCUCUUUAGAUUCAGCUGAACUGUCUCUGUUAUUCAACCCAAGAUGAUGCAAUGAAAUCUUCACGGUUUAGACUUAUGUA